AAUUUUUAGACUGCUAUCGUGAAAGUCCCAAGUGAAUAUCCACAAUGAACUCAAUGUCACUUUCCAAUGGUCACAUAUCCAAGAUACAAUUUGUUACAAUAUUUUUGCUUACAUGCUCGUUAUAUUUAUUUUUUGUACACAUACGGGUAGACAGAUUUACAGAAUCUAAAAAUGUAACAAAUCGUGAUAAGUAUAAGACGAAUAUAUCGUCGGUAACAACAGGGACCAGUGAAUCUAUGCUAUCUCUAUGCGGGUUUUACGGCCCAAACAACCAAGUACUAUCUCACCUACACGGCUUACGACUAGCACAGGCUUGUGGCGUACGGUAUGCCGAUACCAUUAUACGACCGCACCGCGGGGUCGACCCUCAGCCUGUAUAUUUGUCAGAUUUCCUGAGCUCACCGAUUAUGACUCAGAAUGAGACGGAUCUCGAUUGGAAGUAUAUGAGCGGUUGCGUCAUUGAUGGCCCGAAUGUAAUAAAAUCCUGGAAGUGGGCACCGGCACGUGGUGCCAAAGUAUUGUUCAAAGACACACAGUUCUUCCGUAUCGCGGAUGAUGAUUUGGAGUUCAGCUUCAAAAGGCGAACGCUCUGUGACAUUGUACGCAAGUGCAAUAGAACCUACCUCAGGCUUCAUUUUAGAGACAGACAUCCGUUUAAUAUGACACUUCCAAGCGUUGAAACAACCUUCACCGAUACUGUAACUAACCUGUCGCUCAGGAUUACGGACCUUUUAAAUAUGGGGAAUGAUUAUUUGUGCAUGAUGAUACGACAACGGGAUGAAAUGUUUCAUAUGCCCAAUCCAUUUGCUAAACUCCCACUGUUUAACAAGCUUGGUUGCCGAAAUAAUGUAGAUUGUAUUAAAAUUGCAUCCGAUCUUCAUCGACAGCAUGUGAAUACAACCUUGCCAGUUUUGCUGGUGUCAAAAACAGCACCUAAUAGUACAGAAUGCAGUGACCUUCGUUUAUCAAAUAUAUUCUGCUGGCCGACUGAAUUUUCGAAUAGUACAAUGUAUGCCCAACUUCAUGUUUGUAACGGUGCAAAAUCAAUCGGAUAUACCGAUAACAUGAGCGUACAGGUAGGAAUGGGAGCGGGUGCCAGUACUUUAUAUGAAAUGCUAGUGGAUUUAGGGAGGAAUACCAAACACGACUAUUCAUUUUCUCAGAUGAUAGCGGAUCGUCUACAGCAUUUGAAGCUUAGUUCAUAACCGAAUUUUAUAAAUUAAAGCUAAUACUAGUUUUAAAACUAAUACACAAGUGCGAGCGAAGCGAGCCAAUUCAAAUUGUCUUUUUUUAUAAAAAUAUGCAAUAAAUACAUUAGUAGGCCAUAGGUCUAUUAUUUUUACC
Molecule: messenger RNA, 1344 nt
Organism: Sphaeroforma arctica JP610
Lineage: Eukaryota; Ichthyosporea; Ichthyophonida
Exons: 1
Coding region: 45-1205 (386 amino acids)
Source: RefSeq, a predicted model, not a curated record